Grammomys surdaster is the source of this 7452-nucleotide messenger RNA. It is a transcript of the gene Raph1, whose product is annotated as Ras association (RalGDS/AF-6) and pleckstrin homology domains 1. Gene Ontology annotation, biological process: signal transduction. Gene Ontology annotation, cellular component: plasma membrane; cytosol. The coding region runs from base 188 to 3976 and encodes 1262 amino acids. The record is from RefSeq and is a predicted model, not a curated record. Lineage: Eukaryota; Metazoa; Chordata; Mammalia; Rodentia; Muridae. The transcript is spliced from 15 exons.
GCCCCGCCCAGUCCCCGCCGACGCCCGCUCUGUGGGUCGGUCAGUCAGUCACCGAGCGCGCGCCGCGGGAGCUGCGGGCGCUCUCAGCGUUCGGGAGAGGAGCGUCGCGCCUGGCGAGGCGGCGGCUGUAAGGCGCGAGCAGCUGCUGCCUAGCGCGGGGCUCCGUGAGAGCCGAGGGGCUGCCGCGAUGGAGCAACUGUCCGAUGAAGAGAUUGACCAUGGUGCCGAAGAAGACAGUGACAAGGAAGAUCAGGACCUGGAUAAAAUGUUUGGAGCUUGGCUUGGGGAACUGGACAGACUUACUCAGAGUUUGGAUUCUGACAAGCCCAAAGAACCAGUAAAAAGAUCUCCUCUUCGCCAGGAAACAAAUAUGGCCAACUUUUCUUACCGUUUCUCCAUAUACAACUUGAAUGAAGCUCUGAAUCAGGGUGAAACUGUGGAUCUGGAUGCCCUGAUGGCUGAUCUCUGCUCUAUAGAGCAGGAACUGAGCAGCAUUGGCUCAGGAAAUAGUAAGCGUCAAGUCACAGAACCAAAAGUUACUCAGAAGCAACCUGCUAGCCGACAUACGACCAAACAUGGCACCCUGAGAGGAUUAUCAUCUUCCUCUAAUAGAACAACUAAGCCUUCCCAUGCUAACUACUCCCUGGAUGACAUCACUGCACAGUUAGAGCAGGCUUCCUUGAGCAUGGAUGAGGCUGCUCAGCAGUCGGUAGUAGAAGAUUCCAAGCCUUUAGUGACAAAUCAGCACAGAAGGACCGCCUCAGCAGGCACUGUGAGCGAUGCUGAAGCACGCUCUGUCAGUAACUCCUCCCGUUCAAGCGUCACUUCUGCAGCCUCCAGCAUGGAUUCUUUGGAUAUUGACAAAGUGACACGCCCUCAAGAACUUGAUUUGACAACACACCAGGGACAGCAAAUUACUGAGGAAGAACAGGCAGCAAAACUGAAAGCUGAGAAGAUCCGAGUUGCUCUGGAGAAAAUUAAAGAGGCUCAAGUGAAAAAGCUGGUGAUCAGGGUCCACAUGUCUGAUGACAGCUCUAAAACAAUGAUGGUGGACGAGAGACAGACAGUGAGACAAGUGCUAGACAACCUAAUGGAUAAAUCUCACUGUGGCUACAGUUCAGACUGGUCGCUGGUGGAGACAGUUUCCGAGUUACAAAUGGAAAGAAUCUUUGAAGACCAUGAAAACUUGGUUGAAAAUCUUCUUAAUUGGACAAGAGACAGCCAAAAUAAGCUUAUAUUUAUGGAGCGUAUAGAAAAAUAUGCACUUUUUAAAAACCCCCAGAAUUAUCUUCUAGGAAAAAAGGAAACAGCUGAGAUGGCAGACAGAAACAAAGAAGUGCUGUUAGAGGAAUGUUUUUGUGGAAGUUCUGUAACUGUCCCAGAAAUUGAAGGAGUCCUUUGGUUGAAAGAUGAUGGCAAGAAGUCCUGGAAAAAGCGUUACUUUCUCUUGCGAGCAUCUGGUAUCUACUAUGUCCCUAAAGGAAAAGCAAAGGUAUCUCGGGAUCUAGUGUGCUUUCUCCAGCUGGAUCAUGUAAAUGUAUACUAUGGGCAGGACUAUCGGAACAAAUACAAAGCACCCACAGACUGCUGUCUGGCGUUAAAGCACCCACAGAUCCAAAAGAAGUCUCAGUAUAUCAAGUACCUUUGUUGUGAUGACGCAAGGACUCUGCAUCAGUGGGUUAAUGGAAUCCGCAUUGCCAAGUAUGGGAAGCAGCUCUACACGAAUUACCAAGAAGCCUUGAAGAGGACAGAGUCAGCUUAUGAUUGGACUUCUUUAUCCAGCUCCAGCAUUAAAUCUGGAUCCAGUUCUUCCAGUAUCCCGGAGUCUCAGUCAAAUCACUCUAAUCAGUCUGACAGUGGAGUGUCUGACACCCUGCCUACUGGACACAUCCGUUCCCAAAGUACUGUGAGCUCCAUCUUCUCCGAAGCCUGGAAGCGAGGCACUCAGUUGGAAGAGUCCAGCAAGGCCAGAAUGGAGUCUAUGAAUCGGUCCUACACUUCACUUAUGCCCCCUCUGUCCCCUCAAACUAAGAUCAUCACCCCUUAUACUGCCUCACAACCUUCACCGCCUCUGCCUCCUCCUCCGCCACCACCUCCUCCUCCUCCACCUCCACCACCACCACCUCCUCCUCCUCUCCCCAGCCAGUCUGCACCGUCUGCAGGCUCAGCAGCCACCAUGUUUGUCAAGUACAGCACAAUCACCAGGCUGCAGAAUGCAGCUCAGCAUUCAGGGACCCUGUUUAAGUCUCCAGCACCACCAACGAUGCAGCCUCUUCCUUCGGCUUCACAGUCCAAGGCUCAAAUUGUGGUGCCCCCCAAUGGAGUUAUUCCUCCACCCCCUCCUCCUCCCCCACCCCCAACCCCUGGCUCAGCGAUGGCCCAGUUAAAGCCAGUGCCAUGUGCCCCAUCCCUACCACAGUUUAGCCCCCAACCUCCUCCACUGAAGAUUCAUCAGGUUCAGCAUCUUCCUCAGGCAGCCCCUCCUACACCCCCACCAGCUCCUCCCAUCCCUGCAACUGUCCCUCCUCAAGCACCCCCUAAACCUCUGGUGACCAUUCCUCCUUCAGCCAGCACAAAGACUGUGUCACCAGUAGUAGCACAAGCUGUACCACCUACCCCUGCACCUCCAGUGCCCCCCACAAAGAAACAGCCAGUUUUCCCCAUUUCUCAUAUUCCACCCACUCCCCCCAUCCAGCCUACCCCACAUCCCCCACCAACUCUACCCAAGCAGCAGAGCUUCGGGAUGAAGCCACUGCCCUCUCCGCUGUCCCCUGUGCCCUCAGUUGUGAAGCAGAUAGCCAGCCAAUUUCCACCCCCUCCCACUCCUCCUCCUGUGGACUCUCAGCCCCUAAAAUCCCUCCCAGCAAGUGUCACCCCACAGUCCCCUCCUGCAGUAAAAGCAAAACCCAAAUGGCAGCCCAGCUCAAUCCCUGUCCCUUCUCCAGAUUUCCCUCCUCCCCCUCCUGAAAGCAGCCUGGUGUUUCCUCCACCACCUCCUCCAGCCCCAGCCCCAGCCCCACCACCACCACCACCACCACCACCAGUGGCACCCAUGGCUUCACCUACCCCUGACAAAGGUGGCUCUCCAGGCAAAAAGACAAGUAAGAUGUCCAGCCCUGGGGGGAAGAAACCACCCCCAACCCCUCAGCGCAACUCCAGCAUUAAGUCUGGCAGUUGUGCAGAACACCCUGAGCCCAAGCGACCCUCGGUAGACAGUCUAGUCAGCAAGUUUGCACCGCCAGCAGAAUCAGGGUCUCCCAGCAAGGAGACCCCACCACCUCCUGCAGCACCCCCUAAACCUGGGAAACUACACCUUUCUGGAGUCAACCUCCCUGGAAUCCACCAGCAAGGGAUUGUGUCGGCAAAACCUUCUGUUCUGAGUGGGCGUGGAAAGGACACAGUAGUGGAAUUUCCAUCUCCACCAUCUGAUUCUGACUUUCCACCCCCUCCACCUGAAAUAGAGCUUCCUCUGCCUCCUAUCGAGAUUCCAGCUGUAUUCUCGGGGAACACCUCCCCAAAAGUGGCAGUUGUUAAUCCUCAGCCACAGCUAUGGUCUAAAACAUCAGUAAAGAAGGGCCCCCGAGCCACCCGGCCCAAACGCAAUGACAGUACCCGCCUCACUCAAGCUGACAUCUCUGAACAGCCAGCGAUGACCACAGUUGUGCCACAAGUGCCCACCUCUCCUAAAUCCAGCCUUAGUGUCCAGCCUGGAUUCCUAGCUGAUCUUAACAGGACAUUGCAGCGCAAGUCUAUCACGCGGCAUGGCUCCCUCUCCUCCUCACGUGUGUCCAGAGCAGAACCCACAGCCACAAUGGACGACAUGGCACUACCCCCACCACCACCAGAGCUGCUGUCUGACCAGCAGAAGGCUGGCUUUGGAGGUAGUCAUAUUUCGGGCUAUGCAACAUUGCGAAGAGGACCCCCUCCCGCUCCUCCUAAGAGAGACCAGAAUACUAAGCUCUCAAGAGACUGGUAGCCACAAGACUUAUUUUCAUGCUAUCUAUAAUCAGUUCUACAAUCAGUUCAUCUGAUCAUCUGUGAAUCCAGGUGUUCAGAGCCUCCUGAUAUGUUAUUCAGGAGAAAGUCACUGCAAUGAAUGUGGUUCAAGACUCAUUGGAGAAUAUAGUAUUUGUACUACUGCAUCACAGAGAUGUGUGAGUGGUACCUGCCUCACAUCUGCAGCCCCUGCUCAGUGCAGUCACACAGUUAGGGAGGAAGUGACCAUGUAAGUCAUUGUGCUUUUUAAAACCCAACUUGAUAUUUUUUUAAUAUUUCAAAUUGUUCACCAAGUAUUUGUGCUUGCUAUUCCUAUGAUGAAGUGACCUUUAAUAUACUACAUUGUUAGUUUCAACAUACAAAACAAAUGUAGUCAACCUGAGUACAGAUGCCAAGCCCUACUGAGACUGAGAGAAGUAAUUGCCCGUGCUUAUCAACCUGUGGCUCUAUGUUCAAGAGAGUGGAUCCAGUUACCCCAGUGUUGAUUUUUUUUCUUUUUAAAUUAAGCUAGAUAGAUAAUUUAAGAUUUCCUUGAGUGGAAAAGUAUGUACUUCCAAUCUAGAUUAAGCCCCAAAUCAACAUCCUUCAUUUUUUUCAGUCUGGAUUUCAUGGGAAUUGUUAAGGCAUCCUGAGCCAUGAUUUCUAUUUUAUUGUCUUGGGAGAGCAGAUAUCUUUAAAAAUCAGUGAUGCCAAGAAAAUCUGAGAGCAGUAACUAUCCAUUUCUAACUCCAGUCAUGUGACAGCAUGCAGUUUCUUUAUAUAUCUCAAAGAUAAUAGCUGUUAAUUUUUUAAAAAGUGAUACAUCCCAAAUCUUAAGUGACACAUUCCAAUUUUUUUGCUUUUAGCUACCUAGUGUGUUUGAAGGUUUUAUUGAGGUGUAGUUUUGUUUCUUCUCUGUCUCUGAUCUGUUCGUGGACAAGACCCACCCACUGCCAGACAACACUAUUCCGUGCCUUCUCUCACUGUCCUCUCCUUGGCAGCUCCAUCUUACAUGGCCAGUGAGAGGCACUGGAGGCUGCCCGGACACUGACUAGUGAAUAGGGUGGAGGGACCUUCUGCUCCUGAGCGGAGUUGGUGACUAGCUUUUUGACAACCAAGUAAUUUCUAGAGUCUCUAGUGCUUAAGGUCUGGCACCAACUCUGAAGGGCAGCAAAACAACCAAACUCCAGUUCACGGGUGUUAGUAUAAACACUAUGCUACAUUAAUCUCACCACCUUGGCUUUUACUCCCAAGAGACUUAAAUACUUCCCCUUUUUAGUCACUGUAUUUCUCAUUUGAAGGGAAGAAAAUUAGUUUUUAAGGUAUCCACUUACAGAUAGCUACAUUUUUUCAAUAUCUGAACUUUUUAACAUGAGAAAGAUGGCUGUAUCAGAUUACCAAAAAGACAUAUUUUCAUCAGAUAAUUAAUAGAGAUGACAGUUUUUAAGUCCUCCAAAAUUAAGGUGCUCCUACCCAUGAAUGGCAUAUCUUACAAAGGGCUGAGAACUGUUUUGGAUUCCUUCUCUCUGUAUUACUUUGAUGUUAUAAAUAAUGCUGAAUUUGUCUAAAAAGAAUUGAGAGGUCAUAGAAAUUCUAACAGGGUAACAAUUCCAAGGUUCAAAUCAACAGGGAUCCAGGUCUCAGAACCUGGACAGUAGUGUGGCUUUGUUCAUCAGACUUUAAACAGGACAUUUUGUCACCUUUGCUACUCAAAAUUUUGUUACAAACACAAGGCAGUGUUUAAGCAAGUAAAAAAAAUCCAUUCAAACAUUUUCAUGUAUCUUCAGAAAUCAGAAAUAGCAUUAUAACUGAUGUAAUCCCAGACUUUACUCCAGUUUACUAAUUAAAACAAUGGUCCUGUAUGGUUAGGUGACAAGUUUUGAUAAAAUAGGUAUUAUUCUUGUUAUACAUGAAAGUGGCUUUCUCUUUUUUUAAAAAAAAAUCCCUUUCAAAUUAAAAAUACCUUUUGGAACAUUUAAUUUUUAAUUUCUACUUUAUAUUAUCUAUUAUAUGUACCCUCUCCCCAAGUUUACCCAAAGGAAAAUGCAAGAACAAAACUGACUAUCCCACCAUCUCUUAAGAUGGUCCUUUUAAAAUCCAAUGAAGACAUACCUUUAAAACUCUAGCCAUAAAAAUUACAAGUGCUCAGUGCCCUUAAGAGGUCUAUAUGUAAAAGAAACCUAAAAUCUAGGUGAAUUUAAUGAAAUACCAUACUUCAUACGUAUACAGUAUCAGGAGGGGGCAGGGGCUCUUGGGUUUUCUCUGAAGUAAACCAUUUCAGAAAGCUAUCUGCUAUUAUCCCCAGUGCCUUGAACUCUUUAAAGGAAUAGCAUUUAAAAACAACAAAAACCACAAGUAAACUUUUGAGGUGCUAAUGAAAGAGAAGGAAGGUAAGUACUUUUGAAGUUUGGGCAGAAAUGGGGAAGGGGUGACUCUUACAAGAGUUUUUUUCAUCCAUCUACAUGGAAUCUGGCUGUUUCCUCUCAAAGAUGUUUAGAAAAGUGGUCAACACUGAGCCAUACUUAAGAUCUGGCCAAAUUGGGAGCAUGUUGUUCAUGAGCUGUGAAUUUCAAGUAAGGGGUUAAGAAUCAACUUCCUUUUAAAAAAAAAAAAAUCAACUUCUUAGGAAGACAUGGUUGCAGCAGGAGGGGAUACCAGGGAUACAUUUUUUUUUAAACUAUCCAUCCAUUAAAUUCAUUACAACUUAAUACCAAAACCUGCCAUUUUUCAUAAUUCCACCUCCUAUUCUUCCUGUAUUUGUAAAUAGUCCCUCCUAGAAAAUAAGCAUUAACUGGAAUGUGUUAAAUGAUUUUGCCUAGUUUUACUAUCAGCCACUAGUGAGCUCUUCUUCCUGAGAUGCAUAAGGUACAAUGUGACUAGCUUGUGCUAAGUGUUGUAAAAAUACUGUUUACUGUUUUCACAGAGAAUUGCACAUUAUCUCUAACUGGGGCUGUCCUCUUCUGUUUCUUUUAAAAAAAAAAAAAUGGAGUCAAGGCUCACUCUGACUUCUAGCUGUGGGAAUUCUGUCAUAAAUAGAUAUAAUGUAGAAAUAUACUUUUUUAAAGCAUGAAGAUAACAAAAAUGUACCUGAAAGAGGACACUAUUCAGAGGAUUAUGCACAGCUUGAAAAGGAUGAAGUUGUGGUUUUCUUUCAGCCUUGUUGCUAUUAUUUUCUUCUGCAUAAAUGUACACUCAUUUCAUUAUGUGCCUUGCUCCGAUUGUGCAAAGCUAUAUAUAUACACACACAAAUAUAUAUAUAUAUAUGAGAGAGAUAUAUUCAUUCAGUACUACUGAUGUUUUUGUUCUACUGCUGGAUUAAGUUAUUGUCUGAGUUAUACUUGCCACUUGUCAUAAACUAUUGUAAUGGCUUAGGACAGUGGUCAUAUAGCCAGAGUAAAUUUGUUUUUCCAGUUACAUUUUUUUUGUCAUCUAUCCCAAUUCUUAAUAAAAAAAAAAAUUACAUAGAUUCCAUUUAAA